This is a messenger RNA of Gaeumannomyces tritici R3-111a-1, 1515 nucleotides long. RefSeq lists its product as hypothetical. Gene Ontology annotation, biological process: ubiquinone biosynthetic process. The record is from RefSeq and is a predicted model, not a curated record. The coding region runs from base 112 to 1173 and encodes 353 amino acids. Gene Ontology annotation, molecular function: methyltransferase activity. NCBI's taxonomy places the organism in Eukaryota, Fungi, Ascomycota, Sordariomycetes, Magnaporthales, Magnaporthaceae. The transcript has a single exon.
AAGAAACCGUUCAGUGAUGGACUCCUGGGAAAAAGGACCACAGGCUGACAGAAGACGACGGUCCUUCCUAGCAGACUCACCCAACGCCCGCUGCCGAGCGCCGUCGACACAAUGGCUGCGCGCCCAGCAGCACUCUGGGCAGCGGCCCGCCAAUGCGCGCCGCGCCGGCCCCUCGCAGCCUCUGCCCUAACACAUGCGACCGCAGCAUCACCAAUACGCUCUCCACGCCCUCUCUCGACAUCCCACCCCAACGAUGCGACUCCCACCAGCGGCAACACCGACAACAACACCUCGGACCCCUUCGCGGCACGCCGCACAAAAGCCACCCACUUCGGCUUCGAGACCGUCACCGAGUGGGAAAAGACGGAGCGCGUGGCGGGCGUCUUCCACAGCGUGGCCGACUCGUACGACAAGAUGAACGACCUCAUGUCGUUUGGCUGGCACCGGGUGUGGAAGGACCACUUUGUGCGCGGCCUCAGCCCGGGCCUGUCGCCCGACCCCUUGAACCCGUCGCCCAUGCGCGUCCUCGACGUGGCCGGCGGCACGGGCGACAUCGCCUUCCGCAUGCUGCACCACGCCCACGUCGUCAACUCCAACCCAAACGUCCGCGUCACCAUCUCCGACAUCAACCCCUCCAUGCUGGCCGUCGGCCGCUCCCGCGCCGAAUCCCAGCUCCCGCCCGGCCAGCUGGCCGCCCUCUCCUUCCUCGAGGCCGACGCGACCGACUUCCUGGAUGAACCCUCGCCGUCCCACCCCAAUCCGGCCCGACCCCGCCACAACGUCCCCGCCCCGGGCAGCCUGGACCUCUACACGGUCGCGUUCGGCAUCCGCAACUUCACAGACAUACCGGGCGCGCUGCGCGAGGCGUACCGCGCCCUGCGACCCGGCGGCGUCUUCGCCUGCCUCGAGUUCUCAAAGGCCGACGCCAACCCGCUCUUCAACGCCGUCUACAAGCGCUGGUCCUUUGGCGCCAUCCCGCUCAUCGGCCAGCUGGUCGCAGGCGACAGGGACAGUUACCAGUACCUAGUCGAAAGCAUCGAGCGCUUCCCCUCACAGCGCGACUUUCGCGACAUGAUCGCCGCCGCCGGCUUCGACGUGCCCGGCAAGGGCUGGGAGGACCUGACGGGCGGCGUGGCCGCCAUCCACAAGGGCGUCAAGCCGCUUGACGGUUAGACUAGGGAUUCCUCUAGACCUUUUUUUUUUCCCCACUCUUCUCCCUUUGUACCUGAGCCUCAUAUUUUUUUUUUUUUCAUGCAUUUCACCUUCUCGUCAUGUGUUUGACUCUACAGCACGGCAUUUACGGAGCAACCAAAAGGAAGGGAGGAAAUCUCAAUACGAGUAAUUGUCUUCGUUGGAGACAGGAUAGAUGUACAUUAACUGAACAAGCAGCAAGCAUUCCAAGCUGCGAACCGACUGUGUGACGAAGAUAUACUACUGGUGAUCGCUUCACCUUCCGCUGUGAACCAGCUUAGAACUGCCCUUGUUCGGGUAGGGAGCAAAGCCAAAGGAGCAGGC